Messenger RNA from Eurytemora carolleeae, 1397 nucleotides. Its product is annotated as protein msta. Gene Ontology annotation, molecular function: protein binding. The record is from RefSeq and is a predicted model, not a curated record. Lineage: Eukaryota; Metazoa; Arthropoda; Copepoda; Calanoida; Temoridae.
CUCUAUACUAAACAUGGAGGUUUCAUCACACCUAAAUUCUGAAAAAUUUGAGUUAGAGGAGAUGGAUUUUAAGUCAUCAAAAGAUGACUUUUCUUCUUCUUAUCCUGGUUUAAAACACGACGAGUCUUAUGCUCUGGACUGUAACGAGAAUAAUGUUAUAAAUAAGUGUGAUAUGUGUCCUAGGGAAGCAAAGUUCAAGUGCUCUAGAUGUGAAGACUCUUGGUCUUGUUCCUUGGACCAUGGUUCAUUUCAUGAACUUCAUGGAGCUUGUGCACCUUUCCAGAUAAACUCUGAUUCUAAUGUCGGAAGAUUUCUUACGGCUAAAAGGAGUGUUUAAUUCUAUCCAGAGCAAUUAAACCUACAUUCACAGAUUCCUUUAACUCAACAGAGUACCACUGUAUUCUACCCCUUCGUCUACUACUGGUGGAGAAUCCACGAGUUAGUGAUCUUCUCCAUCAGUUCAAGGAUCACAGAUCACAACCAGUUAUCUGGACCCUCUACUCUGUACACUAAAGAGAAAACAAUUACUUAGCGUGGGUUGGUAAGCAACACUUGCACACACUGGACUCAGCUCAAACUGCUGGCUAACGGAUCAUUGUUUGUAAAUCCUUGAUCCUUAAUCAACAAAGCUUGAUUUUCAUGAUCCAUAAUCAAAACGAUUUCUCUUCUAUGAUCCUUCAUCAAGAAAGCUGGCUGCUCCCUUAUCCCUCACCAAAGCUUUCUCUUCCCUGAUACUUAAUCUGAAAAUCUUUCUUUUCCCUGAUUCUUAAUCAGGAAAUCUUGCUCUUCCGUGAUCCUUUAUCAGGAAAUCUUGCUCUUUCCUGAUCCAUAUAAAGAAUGCUGAUUCAUCCCUGAUCUCUAAUCAAGAAAUCUUGUCAUUUCCUAACCCCUAAAUAAGAUAGCUUACCCUCCUAAUCCCUAAUCAAGAAUCCAGAUUGUUUCUUACCUACAGGGUUACCCACAAAGGAUGAGACUUUAGAGACAACUGUUGUGAGUUUAUACAAUAUGAUUCUUUGUAUUCAUGACUCCCUGCAACUGUAAACUCCUUUCUUUCUUUGUCGAAUAAUUAAAAAAGCCAUUAAAAUACUAUAUUUAAGACAGAAGAUUUAAUUUAAACUUGUGAUCUUCAUAUUUUAAGAGUUUCUGGUGACCUUUUCAGUCUCAUCUUUUAUGGGUAACCCUGUAUAUGUGGUGUUUUUUAUGAUUUCCCGAUGUUCCUUCCAGAUUUCUUACAGUGUGGUGUUUUACUGAUUCAAAACGGGACAACAAGUUAUUUGUUGUAAAUCGCGACAGAAAAUUAGAAUUUUAAUAGUGCAUGCAGCCAGGACUCCAGGAGUACCUUUAACCAGUAUUUGUUGUAUUUAUUAUUAUAUAUAAAUAUAUCUUUAUGUAAUUUA